Messenger RNA from Fonticula alba, 2424 nucleotides. RefSeq lists its product as hypothetical. The record is from RefSeq and is a predicted model, not a curated record. The coding region runs from base 1 to 1746 and encodes 581 amino acids. NCBI's taxonomy places the organism in Eukaryota, Rotosphaerida, Fonticulaceae. The transcript has a single exon.
AUGGGGCUCUGCCACUCGGAGCACGAGCUCCCGCCGCACUACCAAAUCUUCGGCGUCAGCCCCCUGUCCCAGUGCGCCUCGACCAGCUGCCGGUCCUGCCCCGGGGACCCCUUCGCCUGUGAGUACUGCUCGACCUACAUGCUGCCGGGGAAGACCUGCGCCGCCGAGGGGCUCGGCUACCCGCUGGGCUGCCGGAAGUUCUCGCCGCACGUCCAGCGCCAGUGCUCCAUCUGCGACCCGGGCUACUACCUGACCCUGGACCGGCAAUGUGUGCUCCUGUGCCCCUACGGCAACACCAUCUGCGGGCAGCACUGCCUGCCGAGCACGCUCAUCCCCCCGGGGUUCAGCUGCCCGCACUGGCCCAUGGCCAUGUUCACGCCGCCGCACCCGGGCAUGGGGCCGGACCCCACCGGGCCGGACCCGGCCGAGCACCUGAACUGCUCGGCCGGCCGGUGCUUCGCCUGCCACCCCUCCUGCGGCAAGUGCGCCGGCCCGCGCGAGUCCGAUUGCGUCACCUGCGCCAACAACAACCACGUGGUGGUCCCCUACCAGGAGAUCUUCGUGCCGAUGGCCCCCAAGACCAGCGGCUACUCCAUCGGGACCUGCCAGGAGCGCUGCCCGGCCGGGCAUGUGCGCAUGACCCCCGGCGGGGCCAACGGCCCCGGCCGGUGCAUCAAGUGCCCGAACAACUGCCUGGAGUGCGACCCGGCCAACCCGGCCCGGUGCACCCGCUGCCACAUGGGCACCUUCAUGAUGCCGGACGGCUCGUGCGGCCGGACCUGCCCGAUGAUCGGCCACACGUAUGUGGCCGAGGGCGGCCGCUGUGAGCCCUGCUCCGCCGACUGUGGGACCUGCGUCACCGGGCACCCGCACCUGUGCCUGAGCUGCGCCCGGCCGGACAUGUAUGUCUGGCGCGGCCGCUGCGUCUCCACCUGCCCGGAUGGCUUCUUCCCGCACAUGCAAACCCGCCAGUGCCGGCCCUGCCCGCUCGGGUGCAACCUCUGCGCCAACAGCCAAUGGUGUGCCCGGUGCGACCCGGACUUCGUCCUGCAAAAUGGCCAGUGCAUGCAAAUUUGCUCGGCCCCCAACCACUUCUACGACCACCAGAGCAACAGCUGCCAGCCGUGCAGCCCCAACUGCAAGGGCUGCUGGCGCUCGGCCGACAAUUGCAUCGCCUGCCCCACCGGCCGCAUGUUCCUCAAGAACGGCCACCAUGGCAGCUGCCAUGUCACCUGCCCGGCCGGCUCGCACCCGGACUCCCCGACCACCUGCGACACCUGCUGGUCGGACAACUGCCUCAGCUGCCCGGACCUCAAGCACUGCACCAAGUGCGCCGAUGGCUUCUACCUCACCCCGAAGAAGCAGUGCGUGGCCAAGUGCCCGACCAGCUACUUCGAGAAGCACUCCACCGGCGAGUGUGUCCGCUGUGCCAGCACCUGCAUGAACUGCGACGGCAGUGCCCUCACCACGCACUGCACCUCCUGCCCCAAUGGCAAUGUCCUGCUCAUCCGCUCGGCCGACACCAACAAGGGCGAGUGCCUGGUCGGCUGCCCGCCCAUGGUGGCCACCAUCGGCACCGUUCGCUGGCACGACCACUGCCUGGUGUGCCCGGCCAAUUGCGCCGCCUGCCGCGUGGUCACCGGCCCGGGCGGCCACCCGGCCCACCUCGGCCAGAACGGCCUCCCCGUCCCGCAGUGCACCUCCUGCAAGAUGGGCUACACCCUGCACAACGGCACGUGCAUUUGAGUGUGGCCGAGGCCCCCGGGGGCAGGGCGGCAACCCCGAACGGGGAGGGGAAAGGGUGCCGUGUGCGCACGGGCCAUACUCCUCCGCUCUUUUGCCUCUCCUCCUGGUGCCUUGCUUGGCCUCUUGCGUGCCCCUCCCCGCCCCCGUCCAGGCCACAGGAGUUGUUCCCCUGGAGGAGGGGGGGGGGCCCGGGGCGAGGGGGCAAGGACAGGGGCUGGCAGCCGGGACGCUCUUCCGGCGGCGUGGCACCCCUCGCAGCAUAUCCCCUCCGCGGGGAGGGGCGGGGAGUGGCCGCAAGCGCUGCCGGCCGCGUCCCGGCAGCCCUCGGGCCCGCGCCGCGCCCCACCGCGCACACACACACACACGUCCUCCGGCCUGCACGAGAGGGAAAGCGUCCGCCUCCUGCCCUCGCGCCCAUCGGUCAGCCCCGCGACGGAUAUGCGUCCCGUGCGCGGCGGCUUGCGACCCGUCGGUGCCUGCCUGCCUGUGUGUGGGUGUGUAUCUGUGGCCGGUGGUGUGGGUGUGGGUGUGUGUGUGUGGGCACCUGCACGCGUGCUUGUUCCCCUCCUCCCCGCGCACGCGCCUCCCACAUACACACACAGGCAAGCAGACAGAUUCCCCUGCUCUCAUGUAAUACACCCGCUGCCCGGCUCCCCGCCGCUGCCUCCCCUCGCCGCA